UAUUAUUAUUUCUUAAUUAUAUGAUAUUUUAAAUAAUUAUGCAAUAAGUAUAAAUUAGAUAUUUUAAAAUAAGUUUGCAGUUUCUGACGAAAAUUUUAUUACAUUUCAUAUACCACAUAAGAAUAGGUAGGUAUGUCAUUGUUAAAGAAAUUGCCGAACGCAAUUUUAAUGGCGUUGUCAGGUUAUGAGUUACGAAAAGACAGGCAGGAAGACAAAAUAGAAAAAAUAAGGGAAACCCAAAAUAGGUUUUAUGAAAACAUAAAUGAACAACUACACCCGCUCCCAGAACAUAGGCAAACUUUAACUAUAAUCAUAGUUCUAUUUAUCAUCAUGGUAAUUUUUUACUUGUUGACAAAAGCUUUUAUUCUCCUUAAAUUAAAUAGACCAGACCCAACACCAAGAAUAUAAAAAAAAAAAGUAUAAAAGUUUAAUAUUUUGCGUCUACCCCAUGGCUCAUCUAGUCACCUGGGCAAAUUUGUCUAAAAAAUUAAAAGAGGUAAAAACUGAGUUCGAUAAAUCCUACAAAUGUUUAAAUAGAUCGCCUGUACCAAAAAAAGCAACACAAAUAAAACAUCUGAAUAUUCUUCAAUGUCAACACAAUACCAUAACAGGUAUUUUCAAAUCAGUUUACCCUUACCUAACUCCGGAUCAUCAAUCCGUUUUUAAAUCAUAUAUUUCCGCAAUAAAAAUCGAGGCUUGUGGUUUUAUUCACUUUACUUCAACUUCCUCAGGAAGUGCCGAAAGAAUUUAACAAAUUCCUAAUAAUAAAUUCUGAAGCUUUUUCUGAUUGCGAAGAUUCAGAUUUAGAAUUGAACGAAAUAAAAGAACUUUUAGACACUACCACCAUGACACCUAUUGAAUUCAUAAAUAUCGCAACAAAAUUGUUGCCAGAAUUCGACGGCAAAGUUGAAAAUUUAAAUAAAUUCAUUAAUGCUCUCGACUUACUUGAAACAAUUAAAGAAACAAACGAGGCAAUAGCGAUUAAACUAAUCAAAACAAAACUGAAUCAAACCGUUAGCAGGUUACUUACUAAUGAAACUACGAUCGAAGCAAUUAAAGUCACUCUAGUUACAAAUAUAAAACAUCAAUCACCUCAAAAUAUUACAGCUAAAUUACUUAGUAUUAAACAACAAAACAAAACUGACAAUGAUUUUGCAAAAGAAGUUGAAAGUUUAACACAACAAUUAGAAACCGCAUACAUUUCAGACGGUCUAUCCCCACAGUUAGCCAAAUCAUAUUCUGCUCAAUCCGCAGUCAAGGCAAUAAAAACAAAUGCUAAGUCUAGUGAGGUAAAAAUGUUAAUGCGAGCUGGCCAAUUUUCCACAGCUAGCGAAGCAUUAACAAAAUUUAUCGAACUAGGAGCGGAGAGUACAGACACUGUAAACAUAAAUUACAUAAAUAAAUCAAGGAACUUUAACAAAUACAGGGAACGUGGAAAUAGUUCACAAUUCUCUCAAAGAAACAAUAAUUUUAAUGGAAAUAUUCGGGGACGUCAACAAAGCCCAAACUACAACUAUAAUCGAAACAACAAUCAUAGAAGUAGUAAUUACAGGGGAAGGUACAAAAGGAACAGAAAUGUCAGGUACACAGAAGCAUCGGAGAACAGCGGUGCUCCCCAGGCUGCCCACCUGGGGGAUGCACUAAAUUAAAUGAACAAAAAAUACUCCACAUUAACCUUUCUUUCAGCAAUUAUGUAAUGGUAAAAACAUCAUUACAUAACUCAAUUGCUACAUUUCUUCUAGAUACAGGCUCGGACAUAAGUUUAUUUAAAAUAGAAAAUAAUCAAAACUUAAAUAUCAAUACAGACGAAAUUUUAAAUCUAAAAGGCAUAGGAGACGGUACUAUAAAAACAAUUGGCUCUGCACGAACAACUUUCUUCAUUAAUAAUUUCGAAAAUUUUCACGAUUUUCAUGUUG
Episyrphus balteatus (marmalade hoverfly) is the source of this 1916-nucleotide messenger RNA. Its product is annotated as translation initiation factor IF-2-like. Lineage: Eukaryota; Metazoa; Arthropoda; Insecta; Diptera; Syrphidae. The record is from RefSeq and is a predicted model, not a curated record. The coding region runs from base 846 to 1649 and encodes 267 amino acids. The transcript has a single exon.